AUGCUCGAGAACCACCACUACCAUCAGGACACACUCUAUCUGAUCCAGAAACUGGCUCUCAGGCCAGCCAGUAGCACGGUGCGGCUGAAGCUAAUGAUUUGGAUCAAGCAAACGUGCAAGAGGGAAAUGAGAGAAGUUUACAGCGGCAAGGCGACCAUGGACCGGUGCAAAUCUCACAAGCAGCAGUGGCAACAGGAAGGCGCGCUCAAAGAAGAAUACUCUGAAAAGAAAUACACAUCGCCUUCAUCUAGACCCAGUCCGCUACCUUCAGUAAUGUCGACAUAUCCUUCUCCUCAAGAAUGGUUACAGCGCCUAUCACUUCAAGGUGACCAUGCAACUACGCCCUUCGAUUAUCCGCGUGCUACAAGGAUACUGGGUCUUGGGCAAGGAGCAUCACCUAUCUUUGCAUCAUCAGCCACCUUGCAGGUGCCGGACUCUUCAAAUACGCACGGCUCUGCUCUAUGUUCUUCUUCCGAGACCCUGACCAAUCAAUCAUCACAGGAACGCCCGCCAAAUCAUUCGCAUUUAGAUCCAUCACAACCCCGUCCAUCUUCUGGCGGGGAGGACGACGAACCCAGUCGUCCCACAGUCGUUCUGGAGGAAUAUCCUCCCGCUGUUCGAGUGAUCCAGCCCCGAUUAAGCGUAUCCCAAAUUGCUAUAUCCAACUUUCAGGAGCUACUUUCAGAUAACGACCCCGGUCCACCCUACCCAGGCGACGGUGACCAUCUUCCCACGCCGCCACCUUUCGUAGAUGAUUCUGGCGAUCUAGACAUAGAACUCGUUCCCCGCAUCGUCAUGAAUCCUAGCAUGCCCACGCGUUCAAGGAUGCCUGCCGAACAUCUUCUGCAAUCCCAUAAUUCGAAUGAGCCAGGAGGAGCAGGGGCGGGAGAGGAGAAUGCACAGCCGCAAACGAUGCAGACCAAUAAUCAAGGACAGGAUCCCGGUAGAUCAUCUACGCUACGCGACUUGUGUGACUAUUCUCCAGAGUUGUGCAUGGACGUCUGCAACGACAUUGCUGAAUUGGCAGCUUCGUUGUGUGUUAUUCUGUGA
This is a messenger RNA of Bipolaris oryzae ATCC 44560, 1050 nucleotides long. RefSeq lists its product as uncharacterized. The transcript is spliced from 2 exons. The coding region runs from base 1 to 1050 and encodes 349 amino acids. The record is from RefSeq and is a predicted model, not a curated record. Lineage: Eukaryota; Fungi; Ascomycota; Dothideomycetes; Pleosporales; Pleosporaceae.